Salvelinus sp. IW2-2015 is the source of this 3789-nucleotide messenger RNA. Lineage: Eukaryota; Metazoa; Chordata; Actinopteri; Salmoniformes; Salmonidae. The record is from RefSeq and is a predicted model, not a curated record.
AUGAGUACCGGAACCCUGAUGAUGAUAAAGCCAGCACUCCAGAGACUGACUCAGAGGAUGAAGACUGACUCAGAGGAUGAGUACUGGAACCCUGAUGAUGAUAAGCCAGCCACCCCAGAGACUGACUCAGAGGACGACUACUGGAAGGGAGAGGAAGAGGAGCCUGCAGGCCCAGUGGUCGACCCAGAAGAUGACUAUUGGAAGGGAGAGGACCCGACGGCCAUACCCCCCCCUCUUGUGGUGGAUGGAGAGGUGGAUACGGGAGAUGAAGACUACUGGGAAGCCAAAUAUGAAGUGCCCGAGAAUCUUCCUUUCCCUGACGGUAAAGAGGUCGUCCCCACAGAGAAAAAUGACUUAAGCUACCCUGUCACAGAGGAUUCUAUUACACCACCACCUACCUAUGAAAGCCCAUGGUACGAGGAGUAUGACUACGGAUAUAGUGGUGGAGAGAGGAAAGAAAAGGAGAGAGAGGAUAGAGAGAGAGCUCAGCAGAGGAGGGAGGAGGAAGAUAGGGAAAAAGCCAAGAAGAGACCACCCGUAUUCAAAGAGCCCAAAAAGUGUCCUCCACUGGGUAUGGAGUCUCACAGGAUAGAAUCAGACCAGCUGCUGGCCUCCUCCAUGUCUCACCACCGUUACAGCCAGGGCAGGGCACGGCUCAACAUGCAGGCUUCAGAGGAUGAGGAGGACAUGCGUGGUGGUGCGUGGUGUCCUAACCAAGAGGACAACAUUCACUGGUUUGAGAUUGACGCUCGCAGAGCAACAGAGUUUACUGGGAUCAUAACUCAAGGGCGAGACUCACGCAAUGAGAGUGACUUUGUGACAUCGUACUAUGUGCAAUUCAGUAAUGACAGCAGAGAAUGGACAACCAUGAAUGACGGUUACUCUGACUGGUUGUUCUUUGGUAACUCUGAUAAGGACACCCCAGUGCUGAAUCAGUUAGCUGAGCCUAUACUAGCUCGCUACAUCAGAGUCAUCCCUCAGAGCUGGAACGGCAGUUGCUGUAUGAGGCUGGAGGUGCUGGGAUGCCCACUGCCUGACCCCACCAGUGCCUACCAGAGGCUGCAGAAUGAGGUGACUCCAGUCCAGUACCUGGACUUCAGACAUCACAACUACUCAGAUAUGGUCACGCUGAUGAAGUCUGUGUCUGAGGAGUGUCCCAACAUCACCAGUAUGUACAGCCUGGGCCGCAGCUCCAAUGGACUAGACAUCGUGGCCAUGGUGAUAUCAGGCAACCCCACAGAACACGAGAUAGGUGAGCCAGAGUUCCGAUACACGGCUGGUCUCCAUGGAAAUGAGGCGACAGGGCGGGAGAUGGUUCUUCUUCUGAUGCAGUACCUUUGUAAGGAGUACAGAGACGGCAACCCCAGAGUGCGCCGCCUGGUGGAGGGAAUACGUACCCACCUGGUGCCCUCUCUGAAUCCUGACGGACAGGAGAAGGCCCUCAUAGCGGGUUCAGAGCUGAGUGGUUGGACCACAGGCCACUGGACGGAGGACGGCCAUGACAUCUUCCACAACUUCCCUGACCUYAACAGUGUUCUGUGGGAGGCAGAGGACAAGGGUAUGGUGCCCAAACUGACCCCCAAUCACCAUGUCAAGAUCCCUGCUGACACAGUGAGGGACGACAAGAUAGCUGUGGAGACUCAAGCCAUCAUCUCGUGGAUGGAGAGCCACCCGUUUGUACUGGGGGCCAACUUCCAGGGAGGGGAGAGGGUAGUGGCCUACCCCUACGACAACCAUCGCCUAACCAAGGCCGCCAGCACCAGCGAGAGAGACAGGGCACACAGCCGCAAGAAGAGACAGUACGAGGAUGAGUAUGACAGAGGGGCAGAUUGGGAUAGAGGCUACGACCGUGAGGAGCCAGAGGAUGAUGAUAGAAACAGGGGAUACCAGGAACCAGAAGAGGACCGGCGGAACAGGGGAUACCAGGAACCAGAAGAGGACCGGUGGAACAGGGGAUACCAGCAGCCGGAAGAGGACCGGCAGAACAGGGGAUACCAGGAGCUGGAGGAGGAGUGGAGGGGGCAUGGCUAUGGACACAGGGAAGAGGAAGAGGAGGAUGACAGAGGGGGACAUCAGGAAGCAGAGCCUGAGGAUGAACCCAGGGCCACGGCAGACGCCUCCUUUUUCAGGUGGUUGGCUAUCUCCUACGCCUCCACUCACCUGUCCAUGACAUACACUUCCCACGGCUCCUGUCACGGCGAUGACAUCACUGGCGGCGUCGGAAUCAUCAACCGCGCCAAGUGGAAGCCCAUCACAGGAAGUAUGAAUGAUUUCAGCUACCUGCACACUAACUGUCUGGAGCUGUCAAUGUUCCUGGGRUGUGAUAAGUUCCCCCAUCAGACUGAGCUGGUCAUUGAGUGGGAGAAGAACAGAGAGGCCAUGCUCACCUUCAUGGAGCAGGUACAUCGUGGGAUCAGGGGCGUGGUGAAAGACGAAGAGGGGAACCCCAUCACUAAUGCCACAGUGUCUGUAGAGGGGGUCAACCAUGAUGUCACUACAGCUGUAACAGGGGACUACUGGCGCUUGUUGAACCCAGGUGAGUACCGUGUGACGGUGCGGGCAGAAGGCUUCACCCCCCUGACCAAGCUGUGUGUGGUGGGCUACGAGCCAGGGGCAACUACCUGUAGCUUUAACCUGGCCAAGUCCAACUGGGACCGCAUCAAACAGAUCAUGGCCCUGCACGGCAACAAGCCCAUCCGCUUGCUCAGCCACGGUGGAACACGACGGAACACCGCCUCCAACGGUAACAGCCGUUUGGUGCAUAACAAUGGCGCUGCCGCCAAUGAACCUGAGACGAGUCGCAUGCGCCAGCAAAAGCGGAGGCUCGGCCGCCUCCGUCGUCUACGACAACAGAAACUGAUGAGAUCGACAACGACUUUGCCCCCGACAACCACACCGGUUCCCACAACAACAAAAGCGGAGCCCACCACUGCCUGGUACGACUCGUGGCUCAUAGGAGAGGGGCAAACAUCGGCGCCAGAAGGUUUCACAGACUCCAUCUUGGAUUACAACUACGAGAUCGACGAUUACUAAGGGUAACACCAAGACCUUGUUCCAAUACAUCCUUCCGCCCCACUUCCUUAAAAUAAUCAAGGUAGGGAAGGAAGAAGUUGAACAGGACCAAUUUGUCAGUCAAGCCCAGACUGUUAACUCAAUUCCUGGACAAUAAAGUGACCCCUUGAAAAUCUGAAUAGACUGGAUAUGUUUAAGCAAUAUGGCUUAAACUCCAAUAACUCCGGUAGGAUAGAUUGACUCUCCCCCUCCUAUAUUACUGAACCCAUUCAUUCUUUCAUAUCUACAAAUGGGCCACAAGAAGCGUUUAGGUAUAUUUACAGAAACUCAAAAGGAACAAUGAUGUUGAAUAGUCAGGCACACAAGCUAAUGUCAGUGUUCUGUAGAACUGCUCGAGUAGGUCUUUUGAUACGAAGUUCAACACAAAUAAAUGUCAGUACUGAUAUCUGGGAAAGUCCUUUUACACCAAUUCAAGGCCUUCCUAGAGAAUGUACUUCAGAGAUCAUCUAUAUGUGCUGGUUGUAAAUUAAACAUAUUUUACCACCUCCACCCCCGAAGAGUAAAAACAAAGAAGCAAAGUUUUUCUUAGAAAAGUGUGGAUUUAUUUACAUUAUUUUCACCCAUGACAGCAAAACCAUAAUACCGACAGACAUUAAAAUGUUAACUUUACAAAAUGUUAGUUGAAGGUUGAGAGAACGAGAGAAUUUCUGAAAUGUUCCUCAUAACGUAGCGGAGGAAAGUUAUUUUUUCAAUGAAUAAAGGCUCAUUUACGUACAG